This is a messenger RNA of Penicillium cinerascens, 3486 nucleotides long. RefSeq lists its product as uncharacterized. NCBI's taxonomy places the organism in Eukaryota, Fungi, Ascomycota, Eurotiomycetes, Eurotiales, Aspergillaceae. Gene Ontology annotation, molecular function: ADP binding; protein binding. The record is from RefSeq and is a predicted model, not a curated record. The transcript is spliced from 5 exons. Gene Ontology annotation, biological process: lipid metabolic process.
CUGAUGAUGAACAACGACUCAAGCGGGCCAAGCCCCCUCGAUGCGAAUGGACUUUGUUUAUUGUCGCUAGAUGGCGGCGGUGUCCGAGGAUUGUCAACCUUAUACAUUCUCCGGGACAUCAUGGCACAGCUCAGUCAUGAACGUGAUGACGGCAAACCUCUUAAGCCAUGCGAUGUCUUCGACCUGAUUGGAGGUACUAGCACAGGCGGACUCAUCGCAAUCAUGCUAGGACGACUGGAAAUGGGAAUCGAUGAAUGCAUCUCGGCAUAUAGCGAACUGAUGCAUUCCAUCUUCGGCGAGAAAACCAAUAAUCUCCCAAUUGACUGGGCCGGAAAUAUCCGAGCGCAAUAUGACAGUAAAAAGCUCAAAUCUGCAAUUGAGCACGUUAUUGAGCGUGCUGGUGUAGCACCAGAUGAGCUCAUGAACAACGGGCAGGCUCGUCGCUGCAGAGCAUUUGUUUGUGCCACAUCCAAGGACACAUUGCAGAUUGCACGACUGCGAAGUUAUAAUGUGUCAAAUGAGGACGCCAUUCCCGCGACGAUCUGUGAAGCAGCUCUCGCAACAUCUGCCGCUACCGGAUUUUUUGAUGUUGUAUCCAUUGGCGAUUAUCAAUUUGUUGAUGGUGCCUUUGGCGCCAAUAACCCUGUUGAAGAGUUGGAAGAGGAGGCAUCCGACAUUUGGUGUACCGUGAGCCGUGAACUGAAGCCACUGGUUAAAUGCUUCUUGUCGAUUGGCACAGGCAGCCCUGAGAAGGUACCCAUUGACGAUAAAAUUUUCAAUUUUCUUUCCAAGACACUCGUCAGGAUGGCCACGAGGCCAGAGAGUACGGAGCGACGCUUCAUGGCGAGGUGGACCAAUGAGUUAAGAGAGAAACGUAUUUUCCGAUUCAAUGUUGAGCAAGGGCUGCACAAUGUGCGAAUGACCGAUUACCAAAAGCGAAGUCUGAUUGAAUCUGCGACCCAUGAUUAUCUACACCAUUCAACCCAGAAAAAUCGUGUACGGGAUUGUGUCAUGAAUCUGAUGAGCAAAGAGGAGAAGACAGAUCUCAAUUUUGACAUCGUUAUGCGUGAGCACGAGGAUCAAGUACGGCGAAACCGAGUCAUCAACAAUAUGCAUUCUUCCGAGACUCCAUUUAGCCGCAGCAAAGAACCAUGUUGGAUUGUUCCAUUUGAGCGAAACCCCCACUUCGUGGAUCGAGAGCUUCUCGGCAAGAUAAAGAGAAAGUUGUUCGCCAGUCGACGAAUGGAAAGAAUUGCCAUUUUCGGUCUUGGAGGGGUGGGCAAGACUCAAAUCUCUCUGGAAUUGGUUUUCCAAGCAAAGGAAAUGUACCCAGAUUGUGCUAUAUUUUGGGUUCCUGUUGUUGAUAUGGAAAGUGUGCAACAGUCGUAUCAACAGAUUGCAUCCCAGCUGGGGAUUGCAAAUCCCGAUCCUGCUGGAGAAGAUGUCAAGAGAGCUGUACAGAAGCAUCUCAGCCGACCACAGAGCGGGCGGUGGCUUUUGAUCUUCGACAAUGCGGAUGAUAUCAGUAUGUGGACGGAGGCAUUACCGGAUUCAAAAAGCGGAGGGCUUAGGGACUUCCUUCCCCAGAGUGAGCAAGGUGUUGUCAUAUUCACCACACGCAACAAUAAGGUCGCUCAAUAUCUGAGAUCUACCGAAAUCAUCGAGAUACCUGAGAUGGAUGAACACAAAGCUACCAAGGUUUUGAAAAACCUGCUGGUCAACAAAAGCCUUUUGAAUGACCAAGAAAGCACCAGAAAGCUUUUGGAGCGACUGACAUUUCUCCCACUAGCCAUUGUACAGGCUGUCUCAUUCAUCAAUGAAAAUAUGAUGAGCAUUUCAAGCUACGUCCAACUCCUUGAUGGACAAGCACAAGACAUGAUUGAUCUUCUCAGUCAAGAGUUUGAGGACGAAGGAAGAUAUAAAAGCAUACGGAACCCGGUUGCCGCAACGUGGCUUACAUCUUUUGACCAGAUUCGGCGUCUGAAUACAUUGGCGUUCGAUUAUCUAGCCUUCAUGGCUUGUGUCAACCCAAAGGACAUACCCAUAUCGCUUCUUCCUAUUGCCGCUCCUGUCGAACGGGAAAAGGCAAUUGGUCUGCUGAUUUCGUAUUCAUUUGUUCGCUCACACCACGCCGGCUCUCGUCUUGACAUGCACCGUCUCGUCCAACUUGCAACCGCAAAUUGGCUGAAGUCAGUGAACUCUCUUGAAUCAUGGCAUUUAUAUGCACUGGGCCAUGCAAGCAGGCAUUAUCCGCAAUGGGAUGCCACGCGGCGGAGUGAGUGGCGUGCAGCAUUACCUCAUGCUCUCCAAGUUCUUCGCCUUACAUCAAACUCGGCCACCCCAGAGAGAGCCCUGUUACUAUCUACGGUCGGUUUUUGUAAAUCCGUUGAUGGAAGACACAAGGAAGCACUGGAAGUUCUCCUUCCGGCUCGGGAAAUUUGGGAUACCAUGUUUGGUCGUGACGACCCGCGGUCCAUCAAGACCCUUGCACUUCUUGGAUUUGCCUAUCGCGGCUUGGGGGAUUUUGACAAGGCAGUGGAACUUUUGGAAGAGGUCUUGGAGCGGCAUAUGUGCCAAUUUGGUCUGGACUCCGAUGAGACAAAUGGAACAAUGUCAGCAUUGGCUUCGAUGUAUCGAAUCAGAGGGGACGGCCCUAAAAGUUUGGAAUUGACCAUUCAGAGUUCGAUACAGGAUCUUCAAAAAGCCGAGCAUCUCGAGAUUCAGGCGUUUAGGUAUUAUUUGAGGACUAUGGGCCCAGAGAGCCCCUACACUUUAUGUGCCAUUUUCGGUCUUACUCGGACAUAUAUCGCUCAAGGACGACUCACGGACGCCGAGGAAGUAGCGCAACAUUUUUUGGCUAUCCAGACGAGAGUGCUCGGGCCAGAUGAUAUUUGUACAACUUCUUCAAUGACUGCGUUGGCUGAUAUAUACAUGCAAAGGUGGCGGCUUAAAGAUGCCGAGAUUCUGUACGGGGCAUCGAUAGAGAGAGCGAAAAAGUCCCUUGGUCCUGAGCACCCAAUCAUUCUUCGAGAUAUGAAAGAAAUGGCACGGGCAUUGAAGUUGCAAAAGCGACACUCCGAAGCUCUCUUCUUGAUAACCGAAUGCGUGCGCUUGCAGGAGACAUUGCACGGUGCAAGUCAUUACACCACUAUCGCGAGCCUCGAUUGUAUCAAAGACUGGACAAACCACAACUUACUAUGGAGCUCUAAACUAACGUUUGCUCUUGAUAGAAAUGCCGCUACACGCUUCAGAAAUUAUUUUACCGCGGUGGAACGGUCCCGUAUGAUGCUGGAACGUCGGAGGAAGUAUCCUCGUGUCAAGAUUCUCGGUGGCCUUUAUAGUGUCCGGAGGGAGCCCAAGGAUCGUACAAUAAUUCGCGAGAUCAAAGAUGCUGUGGAUGCUAUGCCCAUUCAAGGACACGGCCUUAGUGAUGAGGUUACACUUGUCGAAAGCUCUGAUGUCAAAAAGUCUUCAAAUAUUGGCUAG